Protopolystoma xenopodis is the source of this 495-nucleotide messenger RNA. Lineage: Eukaryota; Metazoa; Platyhelminthes; Monogenea; Polystomatidea; Polystomatidae. The record is from the annotation of a GenBank genome assembly.
AUGCAAAUAUGGGCUGAAAAAGACAUCCGACUGAUGAAAGAUGUUCUUCAAAGUAGUUAUCCAUUCAUAAAUUAUUUCCACGGUAAUGUUUGCGGUUCGGGCACGUGCAUUUUUUCUAAAUGGGCAAUCGAAUUUGUCACAACCCACUCUUUCGGAGCUAAUGGUUAUCCUCAUCGAGUUGAUCAUGGAGAUUGGUAUUGCGGCAAAGGUUUCGGAAUGGCUAGAAUAACUACUCAAAACGGAUAUUGCAUAAAUGUUUACAUUCUUCACUUGAUUGCUAGAUAUGUGUUGGAUCGCAAUAAGGACGGAUAUGAGGGGCAUCGAAUGGCUCAAGUUAUUGAGUUAAUUGAAUUUAUCAAUUCGACGAUGCAUUCCGUUGAUGCCAUUUUUGUAGCUGGAGACUUUAAUUUGGAGCCGGAAACAACCGGCAUAAAGCUUUUACGAGAAGUUCUUGGACUUCGUGACGCUUGGCUUGAUUGCGUAUUAAAUUCCUAG